AUGGCUGCCGCCGUCGCAGUCGACCAUCGCCAUGGCCUCAAGCCGCCCAGUAGGCACCGCCGAUGCCUGCUUCUCUCCUUCCCCCAUUUGCUCUCGUUCUUCGAACCUGACCCGCCGCCCUCCGCGUCGCCUGCGGUGGCGCCGCUCUCUGCGCGCUUUGAUGUCCACGUUAAACGCGGCGGGAAAUUCACCCGCAGCGUCUCCACCCCCUGCCUCUGCUCCGACGCCGCUUCUGCACUUGCGGCGGCGGCCGCCGACGAACCCCGGAGGGACCGCAUCGCCCGACUCGAGAUCGUCUCCGGCGGCCGUUGCGGCGCAGUCCACGCCCUCGUCGUCGAGGCAGAAAUCGCGCUGGCCUCCGGCGCCACGCCAGUCCCCGUCGGCAACGGCGUCAGCGCCGCGCACUAUCUCUUCGACCGCUUCGGGGAGAACUUCGCCGUCGUGAAGGUGAUGGACCUCGAUGGCCCGCCGCAGCCGCAACAGGGGCGGUCCGUGCUCAAGCACCUGGCGGCGCAGGCCAGCGAGAUGGGCGUCCGCGAGGUCGCCGCCUACCUCCUUGACCACGGCACCUUCGCCGACGUCCCGCCGACGGCGCUGAUCAUGAUCAGCCGUCCCGUUUCCUGCGAGCAGACAGCGGUGACGAAGCGCGUCGCGUCGAUCCAGCGGUUCGUGCCGCACGAGUACGACGCGGGCGAGAUCGGGCCGUCGCGGUUCUCGGUGGCGUCAGUGCACCGGAUCGGAAUCAUCGACGUCCGGAUCCUGAACGUGGACCGGCACGCCGGAAACAUCCUGGUGAAGAAGGGGAAUGGCGGUUGCGGCAACGAGGCGACGGUUGAGCUGGUGCCGAUCGACCACGGGCUAUGCCUGCCGGAGCAUCUGGAGGAUCCCUACUUCGAGUGGCUGCACUGGCCACAGGCGGCGGUGCCGUUCUCGGAAGCAGAGGAGAAGUACGUGGCGUCACUGGAGCCGUUCCGGGACGUGGAGCUGCUGCGCGCGGAGCUACCGUCGCUGCGAGAGGCGAGCCUGCGGGUCCUGGUGGUGUGCACGGUGUUGCUGAAGAGGGCGGUGGAGGCGGGGCUGUGCCUGGCGGAGAUCGGGCAGAUGAUGACGCGGGACUUCUCCGGACUAGGGGAAGGACCGAGCGAGCUGGAAGCGCUAUGCAUCAGCGUGGAAGAGUCCAUGAGGAACAGCUCCCUCUCUCCGCCUGACCAUCCUCUCCCGCAAAGCGACGACGAGGAAGCGAGCGGCGAGGCGGCGGACUACCUUUUCGACAUGGACGAUGACGACGGAAUAUUCCCGGAGAGGCGCACAGAGGACGACGUUCUCGGCGUGCCCCUCUUCCUGCGGCGCCAGGUCGAGGGUCCAACUAAGGCCUUCGACGAGCACGACUCCUCCACCGGCGUCGACGUCAGCGACGGCGAAGGCAGCGUGAAGGAGCACAAGGCCGCGGCCGCCGGUGUCAUCGCCAAAAGCUUCAGCUUCUCGGCGGCGGACCUGAACCACGACGGGAUCAGAAGCGUUUCCUUCGAGGGACUGAGCGAGGAGGAAUGGAGGCUGUUCCUGGCGCGGUUUGAGGAGCAGCUGCCGUUGGCUCUGGCAGGGAGGCAGAGCAUGGGGUUUAAACAGAGGCUCGGCACCUCGUGCGAGUUUUGA
Molecule: messenger RNA, 1653 nt
Organism: Zingiber officinale
Lineage: Eukaryota; Viridiplantae; Streptophyta; Magnoliopsida; Zingiberales; Zingiberaceae
Product: phosphatidylinositol 4-kinase gamma 8-like
Exons: 2
Coding region: 1-1653 (550 amino acids)
Source: RefSeq, a predicted model, not a curated record